UCAACUGGUAGAAUGAAAGGUACUGCGAUCGUAGAAUCGCCGUUGUUGCACUACCUCGGUUAAAUAUGUGGCGAGCUGGGGUGGAAGCGUUUCAGAAGUCCAUUGGGAUGAAACACGGACUGCUACACUAUCUCACUGUAGACGCAUGUGUUCGUUGAACUUCAGACGUACCUAGCUUCUGCUCAUCAUUUCCUCUGUAUUCAUGUCUUCAAUGUGCGCUGAUCAGUAUGGCGAUACCAAGGCGCCUUGUUCUCCUUCUCACAGGUACUUUUCUACUCUUGAUUGUCGCGACGCUGCUGGGGACCACGAUUGAGAUUCGCGCCCCGCCGCCGAAGAUGAUGGCAGUAAAGCUUGCGCAAGCCGCGAAAUACGGAGAAUCCGAGCGUGAGGUUGCUGCAAAAGCGCUGCUGAACGGCACCGACUUCGAUCGCGGAGACAUCCUGAACGGAACCGCCAUUGCAUCAGUAGCGUACACGCCCACAAUGACCCGAACCGAUGAGGGUAUGAUUGGAGACCAGAAGACGCCAGCACCGACAACUAGUUCGGUGGACGAAGGCUAUAUCGAGCCAGACUCGAGCUCAUUGCCAGCCGCGAUCCCGACUCCACCACCCGCCGCACAAAUUCCAAUUCUCGCUCUUUCGUACUCUGGUUCUGGCGGUCCGAAGCACUGUCGCGGCAGCCUGCUGCAGAAGAUGGCUUUUGCGCGACCUGCAGCGCAAUGGAAGGGCGGCGCGUGCAUCAAUCUCCCCAGCGAAGCGCGCUGCGGCGUCUUCUAUUCAGAGAAGGGCGAUAAUUGCGAAGCACAGCUGUUCAACGAACUGGAAUGCUAUAACACAACGAUGACGUACGUCAAUACAGUUGUGUUUAUGCCGGAAGAGCGAGCUGUUGGUGCGCUGUGGAAGAGCAUGUUCGUGAGGUGCGGUGUUGAUGUACCGGAGGCCAAGAUGCUGGAUCCUGCUAUUCUUGGUGGAGCACUGGGGCCGAAGAAGCCUCCUGCUGGAUGAAGUGCCGCGAGAACAGGCGGCAGAGGGUCUAAAAGAGAUACAGGGCCAUGGCGAAAUGCGUCAUCCAACGGUUGUCACAACGAGCGAGCGUGGUCAUUGCGGUGCCAUGCGGUCAGCAUUGAGAUGAACGGAAAGUUCAAGAUUUCUAGGGGAACUUUGUUGCGGUCUAAAGCGUCAGCUGUGGGCGCUCAACGCCCCACUUUGACCUCAGCGCAAAAUUCUCCCCGGUCUGCACGAGCGAACAAUUGAAUUCGCUCUAGCUGAACAGUGGAUGAUUCUUGUAAGGGAUAAUAGACGACGUAAAUUUGACGAUCGUCAUCAACAUCAUCCGUUAUGGUCUAGGUAAGCUCAAUUCAUUCCUCUCUC
Molecule: messenger RNA, 1370 nt
Organism: Boeremia exigua
Lineage: Eukaryota; Fungi; Ascomycota; Dothideomycetes; Pleosporales; Didymellaceae
Exons: 1
Coding region: 228-1004 (258 amino acids)
Source: RefSeq, a predicted model, not a curated record